Molecule: messenger RNA, 3132 nt
Organism: Gracilinanus agilis (Agile Gracile Mouse Opossum)
Lineage: Eukaryota; Metazoa; Chordata; Mammalia; Didelphimorphia; Didelphidae
Gene: TRHDE
Product: thyrotropin releasing hormone degrading enzyme
Exons: 19
Coding region: 1-3132 (1043 amino acids)
Biological process (GO): proteolysis; peptide catabolic process
Cellular component (GO): cytoplasm
Molecular function (GO): zinc ion binding; peptide binding; metalloaminopeptidase activity
Source: RefSeq, a predicted model, not a curated record
AUGGCCCUGGACGGAGAACGGGAGCAAGAAGAAGACAAGAAAAAGAAGAAGAAGAAAAAGAAGAGGAGGAAGAAGAAGGAGGGGGCCGAGAAGAGCAGCGUGCCCUUCAGCCCCAUGAUGAUCGAGGACGACGCGGCGCUCCGGAGCGGCAGCAGGGGACUCUCAGACCAGUGGGCGGACUCGGUGGGGGUGCGGCCCCGCACCACCGAGCGCCACAUCACCGUGCACAAGCGGCUGGUGCUCGGCUUCGCAGUGUCCAUCCUGGCGCUGCUGGUGGUGACCAUGAUCGCGGUGCUCCUCAGCUUGCGCUUUGAGGAGUGCGGGGCCAGUGCAGCCGCUGCCGCCACCUCGGGGGCUGAGGCAGACGGCGCUUCUGGCGGGGCCCCGGCUCGGACCAGCAGCAACAGCAGCGGCACAGGCUCGUCCCGGCUCGACCACCGGGCUGGAGGGGAGCCCGGGCGUCCGGGGAUGCCUGGCGCCGCUCCCGGGAGCCCAGCACCCAAGGAGGAGUCGGAGGAGGAGGAGCAGGGACGUUGGCAGCCCUGGACUCAGCUGCGCCUUCCAGGCCACCUGAAACCCCUGCAUUACAACCUGAUGCUGACCAUCUUCAUGGAAAACUUUACUUUCUCCGGGGAGGUCAAUGUGGAGAUAGAGUGCCUGAACGCCACCCGCUACAUCGUACUGCACGCCUCUAGGGUGGUGGUGGAGAGGGUGCAGGUGGCAGAGGAUCGCGCCUUCGGGGCAGUGCAGGUUGCCCGCUACUUCCUGUAUCCCCAAAAUCAGGUCUUCGUAGUGGUGCUCAACCGAACCCUGGAGGCGCAGAGGAAUUACAACCUCAAAAUCAUUUACAACGCCUUGAUUGAGAAUGAGCUGCUGGGCUUCUUCCGCAGCUCCUACGUGCUUCACGGGGAAAGAAGGUUCCUUGGUGUGACACAGUUCUCCCCGACACAUGCAAGAAAGGCCUUUCCCUGUUUUGAUGAACCCAUCUACAAGGCGACUUUCAAAAUCAGUAUCAAGCAUCAAGCCACAUAUUUGUCUUUAUCUAACAUGCCGGUGGAAACUUCAGUUUUCGAGGAGGACGGAUGGGUGACUGAUCAUUUUUCACAGACCCCACUCAUGUCCACCUAUUACUUAGCCUGGGCUGUGUGCAACUUCACCUUUCGGGAGAUGGUCACAAAGAGUGGAGUCGUUGUACGAUUAUAUGCAAGACCUGAUGCAGUCAGAAGAGGAUCUGGGGAUUAUGCUCUCCAUAUAACAAAGAGAUUGAUAGAGUUUUAUGAAGACUACUUCAAAGUGCCCUAUUCACUACCAAAACUAGAUCUUUUAGCCGUGCCUAAGCAUCCAUAUGCUGCCAUGGAGAACUGGGGACUAAGUGUGUUUGUGGAGCAAAGGAUACUCCUGGAUCCCAGUAUUUCAUCCAUUUCCUAUUUGCUGGAUGUCACAAUGGUCAUUGUGCAUGAAAUAUGCCACCAGUGGUUUGGUGACCUUGUGACUCCGGUCUGGUGGGAGGAUGUAUGGCUGAAAGAAGGCUUUGCUCACUAUUUUGAAUUUGUUGGGACUGACUACCUCUACCCAGGCUGGAAUAUGGAAAAACAGAGAUUUCUGACCGAUGUACUCCAUGAAGUGAUGCUAUUGGAUGGCCUGGCCAGUUCACACCCAGUUUCCCAAGAAGUGAUCCAUGCCACCGACAUUGACCGGGUGUUUGACUGGAUUGCAUAUAAAAAGGGUGCAGCUUUAAUUCGAAUGUUGGCUAAUUUUAUGGGCCAUUCGGUAUUUCAGAGGGGAUUGCAAGAUUAUUUAACCAUUCACAAAUAUGGCAAUGCAGCCAGAAAUGACCUAUGGAAUACGCUGUCAGAGGCUUUACGAAAGAAUGGAAAAUAUGUAAAUAUUCAAGAAGUAAUGGAUCAAUGGACUCUCCAGAUGGGUUAUCCUGUCAUCACCAUCUUGGGAAAUGGAACAGUUGACAAUAUGAUAGCCAUUACCCAGCAACAUUUUAUUUAUGACAGCAGGGCUAGAGUUAAGACUCCUGAGUUUGGAAACAACAGUUACCUAGUCCCUCUCACUCUUCUGCCUUGGAACAAAUAUGUGGUACUGAAACAUCACAGAAUUACUUUGGACAAAGGAAGUUGGUUGCUGGGGAAUAUCAAUCAAACUGGCUACUUUAGGGUCAACUAUGAUCUAAGGAAUUGGAGAUUAUUAAUUGACCAACUAAUACGGAACCAUGAGGUUCUCUCUGUCAGUAAUCGUGCAGGUUUGAUCGAUGAUGCCUUCAGCCUAGCCAGAGCUGGCUAUUUGCCUCAGAAUAUUCCCCUGGAGAUUAUCAGAUACCUUUCGGAGGAGAAGGAUUUUCUUCCUUGGCAUGCCGCCAGCCGGGCCCUUUAUCCUCUAGAUAAAUUACUGGACCGAAUGGAGAACUACAAUGUCUUCAAUGAAUAUGUUUUAAAACAAGUUGCAACGAUGUACAUCAAGCUUGGCUGGCCAACAAAUAAUUUUAAUGGAUCCCUUGUUCAGGCAUCUUACCAACAUGAAGAAUUACGUCGAGAAGUUAUAAUGUUGGCAUGCAGUUUUGGUAACAAACACUGUCACCAGCAGGCUUCAACACUGAUUUCAGACUGGAUUUCCAGCAAUAGGAACCGAAUACCUCUAAACGUCAGAGACAUUGUCUAUUGUACGGGAGUUUCACUAUUAGAUGAAGAUGUCUGGGAAUUCAUCUGGAUGAAAUUCCACUCCACAACGGCAGUAUCUGAGAAGAAAAUAUUAUUGGAAGCUUUAACUUGUAGCGAUGACAGAAACUUACUAAAUCGGCUUCUGAAUCUAUCACUGAAUUCUGAGGUGGUGUUGGAUCAAGAUGCAAUUGAUGUCAUAAUCCAUGUAGCUCGAAAUCCACAUGGCAGAGAUCUGGCGUGGAAGUUUUUCAGAGAUAAAUGGAAGAUAUUAAAUACCAGGUUCAAGUUUUACCUCAGACAUCAGCAACAUAAACCUAAGAAACUGAAAAACUUCAUAAAGAACUAUGAUGGAGCAGCAGCUGCAUCUUUCUCCCGGGCUGUGGAGACCGUGGAAGCCAACGUCAGAUGGCAAAAGUAUUACAAAGAAGAACUUUUCCACUGGUUACGAAAAGCCCUCAGGCACUAG